AGAGCUUCGGCCUGACAGGUUGGCGCGGUCAACCCAGCCAGACGUGUGCGGAAAGAGCAGGUUGCAGAGGCGACGACAGCGCUCCUGGCGGCGAUUCGCGAAACACGAGGCAUUGCCGUCAACAACAGCAGCCCAAGCUCGAAAGAAGACGAGUCCUGCUCGCGCGCCUCAGGGCAGAGAAGAGAAGGGGGUCUUCGACCUUUGGCUGGAUGACCCGAUUGUCGGCGCCCAGCCACAUUUCUCCGACCUUUGCCUGAGAAAGUGAAUUCGCGAGCGGGCGGGCAAUCGCGUGAGUGAACGAGCUGCAAGCGAGGAGGACAAUAUGUGCCUGCGUCACUCGACCUAGCACUUUCCCAGAGCGAACUCGUCGGGUCCAAGCUGAUGUGAGGGCAGAGGAUGGGCAGUUGAGUUGAGUCCUCGGGUCAACAUGGUAUUUCUCAGGAGGCGAUCGUUGCUGCUCAAGGCUGUGCUGGCAGUGCCAGUCAUCUGGUUCUUCGUGACUGUCAUUUACUCUUCCUCCUCCUCGGACAAGUCACAUGCUCCUCCACACCCUGCCGACUUGCCACCAGAAUUGGCUGCCCAGCACCAAGAGGAGCCACACCGGCCGCCACCCAGACCGGUUAUUAAAAAAGAGAAGAUUUCAAGGGUCGAGCCGGCGGAACCGCCAGAAGUUGAAGAGCCGCCCGAAGAUGGAAUGUCUGAACAUGAGAAUGAAAUAGAGGAUAACAAAAAAGAAGGAGCCCCAGGUGCUGGUGUGCUGCCUCUGCCGAACGGCAACACCAAAUAUGGAGAAAUGGGCAAGCCUGUUGUGCUGCCAAGCAACAUGUCAGCGGGAAUGAAGAAGCUGGUUGACGAGGGCUGGCAGAAAAAUGCUUUCAACCAGUAUGUUAGUGACCUCAUUUCAGUCAGGCGCAAUCUUCCUGACCCUCGAGACGAGUGGUGUAAGAAGGAAGAUCGCUACUUGGCCACCCUGCCUUCAACUUCAGUCAUUAUUUGCUUCCAUAAUGAAGCUUGGUCAGUUUUGCUCCGCACAGUACACUCAGUAUUAGACAGAUCUCCAGCACAUUUGAUCCACGAGAUCCUACUCGUGGACGAUUUUUCAGAUAUGGAGCAUGUGAAGGAUCGGCUAGAAAAUUAUUUUAAGAAAUACCCUAAAGUAAAAAUAGUCCGCGCCAAAAAGCGGGAAGGGCUGAUCAGAGCCCGCCUUUUGGGCGCUGCCAGAGCCACAGGCAAAGUACUUACCUACCUUGAUUCACAUUGUGAAUGCACCACAGGCUGGCUGGAACCUCUGUUGGACAGAAUUGCUAGGAAUUCGACAACUGUUGUUUGCCCAGUUAUUGAUGUCAUUGAUGACACCACUCUUGAGUAUCACUAUAGAGACUCGGGUGGAGUUAAUGUUGGUGGUUUUGACUGGAAUUUGCAGUUUAACUGGCAUUCUGUACCUGAGAGGGAGCGCAAAAGACACUCCAAUUCUGCCGAGCCAGUGUGGAGCCCAACAAUGGCGGGCGGCCUAUUUAGUAUUGAUAGAGAGUUUUUCGAGAAACUUGGCACCUAUGAUAAUGGUUUUGACAUUUGGGGAGGAGAAAACUUAGAGCUUUCAUUUAAGACUUGGAUGUGUGGUGGUACACUUGAAAUAGUUCCGUGCUCACAUGUGGGCCACAUCUUUCGUAAACGCUCUCCCUAUAAGUGGAGAACUGGUGUCAACGUCCUGAAGAAAAACUCAAUCCGUCUGGCUGAGGUCUGGCUUGAUGACUACUCGAAGUAUUACUAUCAACGCAUAGGAAAUGACUUGGGAGAUUUUGGUGACGUGUCUCCCAGAAAGAAAUUGCGUCAGGAAUUGAAAUGCAAUUCCUUCAAGUGGUACUUGGACAACAUAUAUCCUGAACUCUUUGUACCUGGAGACGCUGCUGCCUCAGGCGAGAUCCGAAAUACUUGGUCUGGUCAAUGCAUUGAUUCUGCCUGCAAACCAGAAGACCAUCACAAACCAGUUGGUUUGUGGCCUUGCCAUAAACAAGGUGGCAACCAGUAUUGGAUGCUAAGCAAAACAGGAGAAAUCAGAAGGGAUGAGACUUGUAUUGACUAUGCAGGUCAGGAAGUGAUUCUCUACCCUUGCCAUGGCUCCAAAGGCAACCAGUUUUGGGAGUACAAUCAAGCAUCCAAGCUGGUGCGUCACGGGAGCAGCAAAAAGUGCCUUGGAGUGAACGAGAGUAAAAAGAAAUUAGUAAUGCAGGACUGCAAUCAGCAAAAUAGCAACCAGCAUUGGCUUUUUGAGAAUUUUGAUCCGUCCAAACUUAGUCACGAUGAGCCAUCAAAAUAGAAAAAAUAUCAUUAGUCGCAAGGCCAACUGAAAAUUUUGCAUUUUUAAAUCAUGGGCAUAUCAGUAAAAAUAUUAGAGUAAAUUUGAAUAAUAAGUUUGAAGUAUUGAAAUUGUUCUAUUAUGUAUGGGCCAAAUAGGCAAGCACUUUAUCAGUCAACCAGUGUGAUCUUGUUGAACUUCUCUGUUGAGACAUUCCAGUGUGCUUUGUGUUACGUGAGAGUGAUUUUAGAUUUUACUCAUCUGGGCAUUCCGUUGCUACAGGAUUUUAUCUUUUUAUAUCUUAUAAUGUUUGUAAAUUGUUAUUUAAUACCUGCUCCAUAAUGAUUAUUUGUAGCAAUUUAAUAAUGCUUUAAAAUUGUCAUCAAUUUUUGUGUGCAAGGCUGGUGCUCAUAUUUGUACUUACUUUUCUCUGUUAGCAAAACUCCUUUGAGAGGUGAGCAAUUUUUUUUUAUUAUUUUGCACAAAAAUUUUAUUUAUUUUUGGAUAAUUGAACAUUUUGUUUGGAAAUUACUCGUAAGAGUUGAUUAGGUAAAAUUGUAAAGGAAAGAGUCCUUUUAAUAAAAAUUACAAGGCACUUGAUAUCAAUCGUGUAACUUGCAUAUCCAAUAUGGAAAAUUGUCUGUAUUUAAAAGAACAUUCCGCAAUAUCUGAUUUGGAAUUUUUAUCUUACAAUUAUAAUUUGUGAUAUUUAGUGCAAUAUGCUGGAGUAUUAUUCCAUGCUCAAAUUGUUGCAGGUCUUUUCUCGAGUGCCGUAAUAACCUCCACAACUGUUUGUUUUGCAUAUAUGACUAAGAAAUAAUUGAAAUACAACACAUUAUAUAAAA
Molecule: messenger RNA, 3141 nt
Organism: Neocloeon triangulifer
Lineage: Eukaryota; Metazoa; Arthropoda; Insecta; Ephemeroptera; Baetidae
Product: putative polypeptide N-acetylgalactosaminyltransferase 9
Exons: 12
Coding region: 428-2317 (629 amino acids)
Cellular component (GO): Golgi apparatus
Source: RefSeq, a predicted model, not a curated record